This is a messenger RNA of Pangasianodon hypophthalmus (striped catfish), 2102 nucleotides long. RefSeq names its product growth differentiation factor 6a (gene gdf6a). Gene Ontology annotation, cellular component: extracellular region. The transcript has 2 exons. Gene Ontology annotation, molecular function: growth factor activity; cytokine activity. Gene Ontology annotation, biological process: SMAD protein signal transduction; BMP signaling pathway. The record is from RefSeq and is a predicted model, not a curated record. NCBI's taxonomy places the organism in Eukaryota, Metazoa, Chordata, Actinopteri, Siluriformes, Pangasiidae. Bases 201 to 1454 code for a protein of 417 amino acids.
CUUCUCCUGUAAUUGUGUGAGCGCGCGGCGGGUGGGCGUGUCCCAGCGGCUCUGGCGGCCUCGACGCUGGUGCGUAUACAGAGCGCAAGGCGAGCGCACGUCACUGCUGUUCCCUACUACACCGCCUGUGAGUAAAAGCGAACCCAAACGCCGGCUUCACUGUGGAGAAGGUUUCGGCGCACAUUUGGGACACCGCCGCUAUGGACGCCUCGCGAACACUAGCGCUAUGCGUGCUCUUGGUUUUCCUGUGGAGUUUACCGUGCACCCGGUCGGCCGCGAUCGUGCCUUCCUCGGGGCCGAAAAGGAACAGGGGGACCAGGAGCCCACAUGAUGGCCAAAGGUCACCCAAAUUUCUUAAAGAGGUUUUCGCGUCCUCCCCCGGUCUAAGUGGACGGGAUGAUUUUAAGAACUCGGUUGUGCCACAUGAUUACAUGCUCUCCAUAUACAGGACUUACUCUGCCGCUGAGAAGCUGGGGCUAAACGCGAGCUUUUUCCGCUCUUCCAAGUCUGCGAAUACCAUAACAAGUUUUGUAGACAGGGGAAAAGAUGAACUCUCGCAUUCCCCUUUGAGAAGACAGAAAUAUGUGUUUGAUGUCUCCUCUCUCUCGGACAAAGAGGAGCUGGUGGGAGCGGAACUGAGGAUCCUCCGUAAACCCCCAGAGGACGCGCUGUCCUCUCCGUCGGGCCUCUACAACAUCGAGCUGGUGUCCUGCGGCUCGGCCCCGGCCUCGGCCAGCUCUCUGGACUCCAGCAGCUCCGUGGGUCUGCGCGACGCCCGAAACCCGGCCUGGGAGGUUCUGGACGUGUGGGAUAUGUUUAAAAGCAGACUCUCCACGGCUCACGGGAGUCAGCUGUGUAUGGAGCUGAAGGCCACCGUGGGUCAGUCCGAUGCUGAAAUGGACUUGAGGUCACUGGGCUUUGAGAGGCGCGGUCGCGCGCAGCGAGAGAAGGCCAUCCUGGUGGUGUAUGCCCGCUCCCGAAAGAGGGAGAACCUUUUCAACGAGAUGCGGGAAAAAAUCAAGUCGGCUCGAGGAUCUCGCGGCUCCGAGCAGGACACGGGGCUGCACUUUAAAGCGCGUCGGAGACGGAGAACUGCGCUCAGCAACCGGCACGGCAAGAGACACGGCAAAAAGUCGAAGUCGAGGUGUAGCCGCAAGGCGCUACACGUGAACUUCAAGGAGCUCGGCUGGGACGACUGGAUAAUCGCGCCCCUGGACUAUGAAGCGUACCACUGUGAGGGCAUGUGCGAUUUCCCUCUCAGGUCGCACCUUGAGCCCACAAACCACGCCAUCAUCCAAACUCUCAUGAACUCCAUGGACCCGAACAGCACGCCGCCCAGCUGCUGCGUGCCCACCAAGCUAAGCCCCAUCAGUAUACUGUACAUAGACUCCGGCAAUAACGUCGUUUACAAACAGUACGAGGACAUGGUUGUGGAGCAGUGCGGCUGCAGGUAGCAAUGCACGACGGGAAUUUACGCUUAACACACUUGAAGUAGAGGCCACCCGAACUCGAAUCCGUGUCCAGAAUAAAGUUAAAGCUCGUGCAAGACGAAAAGACGUGUUAGGGCCACAUAGGGAUUCAUGGUCAUUUCUUGCCAUAGCCUGUAGUCUGAUCAUGCUUAUGUUCUUAUCCAUGAACUCUAAACUAGCAUCACUAUGGCACCGACCACUUUUCUAGAUUUUUUUUUUAUAAUGGGUCAGAACCCCCAUUUUAAUUAGAUCAACAUAUUAUAGCUUGCACAGUGCCUAAGCAGUUUGCCAUUAGCCACAUAUCGAAACGCGUAAAAAAAGAGCUUAAAGUAGGAUUUUCUUGUCUCUCAGGCAAGUAGCCUAAGGUAACAAAAGCCAGGUUUUGUGCAUAACCGUCUGGACAGGAUUCACUGGGGAUUUUGUUACACCAUUAUCUAUGCGGACUGAAAGGAAUGGGGUGUUGGGCACCUGUUCAAACGCAGCCAGUAAAGUGAUGUGUCUGAGCUCACUGUGUUUCACUACGGUCCGGUGCGCGGUCACGUGGUGCCUUUGCCUGCGUCCUGCUUUAGAGCACGGUCUGCGCAUGCGUUAUUAUUACACAGAUUUAAAAAAAAAAAUUUUUAUUAUUAUUAG